UUGUGGUCAUGAAUUGACUGCAGCAGAACCCGAGCAAGAGAGGGGGGGGGUGCAGAGACCAGUGGCGGCGGUGGCGGUGGCAGCAGCAGCAGCAGCAGCGUGAGUGUGUGAGUGUGUGUUCGUGUGUGUGUGUUCGUCAGUCCGUGUGUUCGUGUGUCUGUGUCCGCCUGCUUGCCUGCCCGCGAAGGGGAAAAGUGUGCAAGAAGAAUUACAAGAAGGGAAAAGAAGAGCCACUUCUGCUUCUGAGCAGGAUUCAUCAUGCAGCGGCCACAAUCUGAAGACAAAACUGAGAAUGAAAUUGCUUUGGAAAGCUAAAAUGGUAAUUAGAACUUUCUGACGUCUCCAGAGACUUCUCUGCUGGGGAAUCGACCUCCCCCGCCCCCACUUUUUUUUCCUCCAGUUGUUUGGACUCUCUCAGGAGCGAACUGAGCCAUCUGAUUCCAUAUUUGCGUGCAGCUUCUUGGAGGGCUAUCAGCGGCAGGAGAGCUCCAGAUUCUUGACUCUCAGGGUGUAUGCUGCCCUUAAAUGAUGCUUACCUCCCCAGCAGUUGUCUUAGCUCGAUUCAGGACUGGGGUGAAGAGGUAGAGGAAGGAGCUGUUUACCAUGUUACCCUCAAAAGAGUCCAAAUUCAACAGGCUGCCAAUAAAGGAGCAAGAUGGCUAGGGGUUGAAGGGGACCAACUGCCUCCUGGACACACUGUCAGUCAGUAUGAGACAUGUAAAAUCAGGACCAUAAAAGCUGGUACCUUGGAGAAACUUGUGGAGAACUUGUUGACAGCUUUUGGAGACAAUGAUUUUACCUAUAUCAGCAUCUUCCUGUCAACUUAUAGGGGUUUUGCCUCCACUAAAGAAGUACUGGAGCUGCUUCUGGACAGGUAUGGCAACCUGAGGAGCCCAAACUGUGAAGAAGACAGAAGCCCAAAUUCAUCAGAAUGCAAGACAGUGCUCAGGAAUGCAAUUGCCUCCAUCUUGAGGGCCUGGCUGGACCAGUGUGCUGAAGACUUUAGAGAACCGCCUCAUUAUACUUGCUUGCAGAAACUGCUGGAUUAUCUUAAACGGACCAUGCCAGGCUCUGACCCUGAAAGAAGAGCACAAAAUCUUCUGGAGCAGUUUCAGAAACAGAAAGUGGAAACUGACAAUGGAUUUCAUAAUGCUAGCACCUUCAGUCUGGAAGAAGAAGAGGAACCAGAUGGUGGUGGAUCAAGUGAAUUCACUUUAUUCCCAGAAGACCUCGUGGCAGAACAGCUGACCUACAUGGAUGCAGAACUAUUCAAGAAAGUAGUACCACAUCACUGCCUGGGUUGUAUUUGGUCUCAAAGGGAUAAGAAGGAAAACAAACAUUUGGCUCCCACCAUCCGGGCCACCAUCUCUCAGUUUAAUACCCUCACCAAAUGCGUCGUCAGCACCAUCCUGGGAGGCAAAGAGCUCAAAACUCAGCAGCGGGCCAAAAUCAUCGAGAAGUGGAUUAACAUUGCUCAUGAAUGUAGGAUCCUGAAGAAUUUUUCCUCCUUGAGAGCCAUCGUUUCAGCCCUGCAGUCUAAUUCAAUUUAUCGGUUAAAAAAGACUUGGGCUUCCGUCCCAAAGGACAGAAUGCUGAUGUUUGAAGAACUUUCAGAUAUCUUCUCUGACCAUAAUAAUCAUUUAACCAGCCGGGAAUUGCUAAUGAAGGAAGGCACCUCAAAAUUUGCAAAUUUGGAUAGUAAUGUGAAAGAAAACCAGAAGAGGACUCAGAGACGGCUUCAGCUGCAGAAAGAUAUGGGAGUCAUGCAGGGAACAGUGCCCUACCUUGGUACCUUCUUGACUGAUUUGACCAUGCUUGACACUGCUCUUCAGGACUACAUAGAGAGUGGACUAAUCAAUUUUGAGAAAAGGAGAAGAGAAUUUGAAGUCAUUGCUCAGAUCAAGCUCCUUCAGUCAGCCUGCAACAGCUAUUGUAUGACCUCUGAUCAAAAGUUCAUACAGUGGUUCCAAAGACAACAACUCUUAACAGAGGAGGAAAGCUAUGCCCUCUCUUGUGAGAUUGAAGCUCCUGUGGAUACCAGUGCCACCUCACCCAAGCCUAGGAAGAGUAUGGUGAAGAGACUCAGCCUUUUGUUUUUGGGCUCAGAUGUGAUCAACAGCAGCACACCCACCAAAGAGCAGCCUAAAUCAACUCCCAGUGGGAGCUCUGGAGAAAGCAUGGACUCAGUCAGUGUGUCAUCGUGCGAGUCGAACCACUCUGAAGGCGAGGAGGGCUGUAUCACUCCUGUUGACACGCCGGAUGAGCCCCCGAAAAAGCUCUCUGAAUCCUCCUCGUCUUGCUCCUCCAUCCAUUCUAUGGACACAACUUCCUCAGGGGUGUCAUCUUUCAUCAACCCCCUUUCCUCCCCUCCGGUCACCAACAGCAACCCGAAAAACCACAAACGCUCCAUCUCAGUCACAUCCAUUACCUCGACAGUGCUGUCUCCAGUUUACAAUCAGCAGAAUGAAGACACCUGCAUAAUCCGGAUCAGUAUAGAAGACAACAAUGGGAACAUGUAUAAGAGCAUCAUGUUGACAAGCCAGGAUAAAACUCCAGCUGUUAUCCAGAGAGCCAUGCUGAAACACAACCUUGACUCAGACCCAGCAGAGGAUUAUGAGCUCGUCCAGGUCAUCUCCGAAGACAAAGAAUUAGUCAUUCCAGAUACUGCAAAUGUUUUUUAUGCUAUGAAUAGCCAGGUGAACUUUGACUUCAUCCUACGGAAAAAAAACACCCUGGAUGAACAGGUGAAGCUGCGAAGUCGAACCAGCUUGACCCUGCCCAGGACAGCAAAGAGAGGCUGCUGGAGCAGCAGACACAGCAAAAUCACUCUCUGAAAGGGCCAUUUCAGUGGCUUCCUGUUGGCCAAAGGGGGGAUUGGGACCGAGGAGGCUGGCAAGAGAGCUUCAACUACCAUCCAGUAUUAGAGAGCCAUCAUUGAGUCAAUAAAUAUUUAUUGAGCAUUUGCUAUGUCUAUGGCACUGUGCAAGACACCUUGGGGAAUACCAAGAUCAUGGACACGAAAAGGAUGAACUACUUACUUACUUACUCAGUGAUCCUCCUUGACCAACUGGGGACUGGAAUGCAAAGAUACCCACAUCUAGAAGUAUAUAUGCGUCUUUGUGUAUGUGUGUAUAUAUACCUAAACAUAUUUUAUAUAUAUAAAUGUAUGUAUAUAGAUAUAGAUAUAAAAGGAACUUUAUGGGAUAUUCUGGACUAUGGGAAAAAAAUUUGCACAUUGGCCUAGGACGAUAUGGUCAUUUUUUACAGGGAAAAAAAAGAAGGAACUGAGAACAUAGCCUUACAUCUUACAAUUAAAUGGAAUCAAAUCCUAGGAAUACAAAUUUUCCUUUGUGCCAGUAUUACUUAUGAAAUGAACUUCAAUUUUUAUUUUUCUAAGAGGAGAGGAACCUCUCAAAAUCAAGUGCCACCAGAAACAACCAAAUGUAGGAUGAAAAGAGCCACCAUCAGCUGCAUGAAAGACCAACUUAGAAAGGGUCUGGAUAAGCCGGUGUCCCUCAGCAUCUGCCUGCCUGGGCUGGGGAACAGGCAAGGGGCUUGGGUUUCCCCCCAGCAAAACAUAAAGCAAGAAGCUCAAUUGGAAAGUACUAGAUUUUGGAGCUGAAGGAUCUGGGUCUGUUUCUCAGCUUUGUGACUUAAUAUCUGUGUGACCUUGGGCAAGUCACUUCACUUCUCUGAGCCUUGGUUUCCUCAUCUGCAUAAUGAGGAGGUUGGACUCAAUGACCUCUAAGGUCUCUUUUAGCUCUAACUCUUUGAUUUACUUUGACCCACUCACUCAACAAAUUACUUUUCUGGAAGGGGAAGAGAGAACUCAUUUUAUCAUCGAAUUUUUCCAAUAUUUUUUUUUUGUACUCAUUCAGAACGAUGAUAGUCAUUUUAGUUUUCCCUUCUAGAAACAUUCAGAAAGUGGGUCAUGCUUGUUUUUGCACAAACACCCAUGUUUUUGGUUACUUAUCAGCCAGGCAAGGAAGUCAAAAAGACACCCUACGUCUGUGGACUCUGUCCUUGUUUGAAUGCCACUAGUCAUUGCCUUUUCUGGAUAAAUGCCUUCAGCAUUUCAGCUGCAUAUCAUGCCGGUCUUUCUACCAUCAGAAUUGCUGUUCCUCAUCAUUCUGUGCAAUUAUUCCUCAGGUGUAGAACUCUUCAUUGAGAUUGACUUAGAUUGGUGGCUUGGAAUCUGUGAAGGAAUCGAUUCCUGAACAUCAAUGGACCCAUUAUGGCCACCUUUGAAGAUGGUGCCUGUUUUAUUGUAGCAGUGCCGAGUUUUACUUUAUUAUUAACUUUUGUAGCAUCACUGUGCCUAGCCCACAGCCUCCCCAGGGCAGGGUUGGGGGGAGCCUUGUGGGGACAGGGGGUGCAUGCCAACUAAAUCAUUUCUUAACAAGGUACAUUCUCCAAAAGGAAUAAAGAACCUAACGUUGCAUAUGGACCCCCAUAGCUGCUAUUACUCUGUCUCACUUUGAAGUGAAAUUUUUAUUGCCAACUAUGCCAUUUUCCUCCAGAAUCGGAGGUGUGGUAAAAAGUCAUUUUAGGGGUUUGAAUCAAAAGCCAUAUAUAUAUGUCUUAUAUUGACUUGUAAGAAGCACUUACAGAAUGUCAUCCUUUAAAAACGAUUCUCAGAAUAUUAGUCUGCAUUCCAAAAAUUAAAAAUAAAGUUGAAAUGAACCAAGAUUAUAAAGUAUAGAUUAUAUAUGUAGAUUUCUCUGUGCCAACUCUGUAAUGCGACUAUGAAAAGUUGUCUCAUGUUCUGUGAAUAGCCAUAAGAAAUCAAGGUUGGGGUCCUGGAAAGGUCUGGAGAGCCAUAAUACCCAGACAGGAAAAAGAAAGCAGGUUUGAGAAUGUCUUAUGUCUUGCUCAGCCUUUCCGGGGAUGGUGAAUUAUGCACUGCAAAGAUGCUUAAUUUCACACUUCUUCAUGCCCAUCGUCAGUUCCAUCCAUCUGUCAAGAGAAGGGACAAAGGUGGCAGUGAUGUGGUCGUGGUUCCCAAAGUGUGACCAACAUAUGAGGUGGCCUGACAGGAGAGCCUCAGCCUGUUUUUUUAGGCUGUGAGUUCAGAAAUAUGUAAGAGUGCGUGGUCGAAUGGGUACCCCCAGAACACACGUGUGUUUGCUUGUAUAUACUGUAUAUGUAGAGAUUAGAUUUCUAUACUGCACUGUACAAAAUCUGUAUUUUUCAUUUUUAAAGAUGAUGAAAAUACCCAGUGGGAUAAAAUCGCCUCAUUUAUUUAAUGCCAUAUUUUAAAUGCCAUUUUUGUUCCUGAUAGACAGCUCAUGUAUGCUUUUAGCUGCUUGCACUCUUCUCCUUUGGCAUCUGUCAUCUGUUUACCUUUUGGUUCAACUAAUAAACUGGUUUGGGAAUAGGAGGCAUGUGCUGCCUAAACCCCAAGGGAAUGUAACAUGAA
Molecule: messenger RNA, 5419 nt
Organism: Monodelphis domestica (gray short-tailed opossum)
Lineage: Eukaryota; Metazoa; Chordata; Mammalia; Didelphimorphia; Didelphidae
Gene: RGL1
Product: ral guanine nucleotide dissociation stimulator like 1
Biological process (GO): Ras protein signal transduction
Cellular component (GO): plasma membrane
Molecular function (GO): guanyl-nucleotide exchange factor activity
Source: RefSeq, a predicted model, not a curated record